This is a messenger RNA of Alternaria burnsii, 537 nucleotides long. RefSeq lists its product as uncharacterized. Gene Ontology annotation, molecular function: bis(5'-nucleosyl)-tetraphosphatase (asymmetrical) activity. Bases 1 to 537 code for a protein of 178 amino acids. The record is from RefSeq and is a predicted model, not a curated record. NCBI's taxonomy places the organism in Eukaryota, Fungi, Ascomycota, Dothideomycetes, Pleosporales, Pleosporaceae. Gene Ontology annotation, biological process: ATP biosynthetic process; AMP biosynthetic process. The transcript has a single exon.
AUGGCGCAAUCGCCCUGUCCGACACGCCAAUAUGCCUCGGAAAACUUCAUUGAAAGCUGCGGCGCCAUUGCCCACGACCCCACUCGCCAGAAGAUUUGUCUAAUCCACCUCGCUCAAUCAAAUAUGUGGGUACUACCGAAAGGACGGCGAAACGUCGGAGAAGCGCAUCGAGAGGCCGCACUGCGCGAGGUGUACGAGGAGACUGGGUAUAGAUGUCAUAUCCUGCCUGUGGACAUGGUUGCUAGAACGCCUGUUGUAGGUGAUGCAGCGGAUGCUCCUGAUGUGCCGCACACGUUACACAACUCAGUGGAGCCUUUCAUGGUCACUGUCAGAACUGUGAGAGAGGGUCAGGGUGUCAAGAUUAUUUGGUGGUAUAUUGCGAUAAUGUAUGAAAGUGCUGGUGAAACAAAGGGGCCUGGUGAAGAGGGGGUUGAGACAGGCUUGUUCUCGUAUCCUGAUGCUGAAGAGUUGCUAUUCUAUGAGACAGAUCGAGAAGUGUUGCGCAAGGCCAAGGUACUUGUUGGGAAUCUAGACUGA